Messenger RNA from Thalassophryne amazonica, 821 nucleotides. RefSeq names its product protein FAM163A-like. Bases 178 to 648 code for a protein of 156 amino acids. The record is from RefSeq and is a predicted model, not a curated record. The transcript has 3 exons. NCBI's taxonomy places the organism in Eukaryota, Metazoa, Chordata, Actinopteri, Batrachoidiformes, Batrachoididae.
AAAAAUACCUUUUAUUGUAGUUGUAUUCUUCUUGACAGAAGCCUGUUUGCCGUCUUGCAGGAGUUCCCAGUGAGAAGAAGCUGUCAGAGUUACGCUGCUCAGGCCUGUCAAAGUUUCUGACUUUCUAACAUUCGUCCAUCUCUGCACCUUCUAACGGUUUGAUGGAGAUCUGGUCGAAUGUCAGCUGGAACUAUUGUUAUAACCGGAGGAAUACUCGCCGGAGUAAUACUGCUGUGCAUUGUAGCAGUUCUCUGUUACUGUAGACUCCAGUAUUACUGCUGUAAGAAGAAUGAAUCUGAGGUGGACAUGGGGUCUGGGGUGGGAAAGGACCCGCUCUCUCACUUCCCGUGUAACACAUGCAAUGCCCUCGCCAUGGAUGGUGCGCCCAUCACACCUGUCUCUCUGGACCAGCUGGACUCUGAGCCUUGUCACAGCCGCUGUCCCACCUGCUCGCCAUGUUACCUCCACCCCGAACUCUCACUCGACAUGCAUAAUGGAGGAGAGCGGCUGGGCUUCCACACCUACUACGAGAACCCGACUGUUUCUCUUCCUCUGUCUGUAAACGAGCACAGCUCCCCCCCUCUGAGUUACUACAGUCCUACGGAUGUGUUCCCUCCUCCGCCUUGUCCCUACAGCACCGAGGUCUGAUCUCCACGGACUAUAAAGACUUCAGUGACACACCUGAUGUUCACACACUGAGCACACAUCCUUUCAUUUGGGACAUUUAUUUAUUUGUCGUGGCAUUAACAGCACUGCACAAUUAUUAGCACAACAUGAGCUACAGAUUUAUAGAUUCCUGACAACACGCUGCUGAUACACCA